Trematomus bernacchii (emerald rockcod) is the source of this 3286-nucleotide messenger RNA. RefSeq names its product metastasis associated 1 (gene mta1). The record is from RefSeq and is a predicted model, not a curated record. The coding region runs from base 473 to 2503 and encodes 676 amino acids. Gene Ontology annotation, biological process: double-strand break repair; negative regulation of transcription by RNA polymerase II; response to ionizing radiation. NCBI's taxonomy places the organism in Eukaryota, Metazoa, Chordata, Actinopteri, Perciformes, Nototheniidae. Gene Ontology annotation, cellular component: nucleoplasm; NuRD complex. Gene Ontology annotation, molecular function: transcription corepressor activity; sequence-specific DNA binding; chromatin binding. The transcript has 20 exons.
CCGUGGAGGAAAGAGGAUGGGGGAAGAAAUAGGAGAAAGAAAGAAAAAAGGCCAUCAGAGGUCAUCCUCUGGGACUGCAACCAAACCCGAGGGGAGUUUCUGCAGACGCCCUGUGUCUCGAACCAAUCCCUCUCCACAGAUUCACCAGGGGAGAACACCUGCACCGCUCUGCAUUGUAUUCUGCCUGCCUGCUACUCUGCCUGUCUUCAUGACUGCAGCAACAUCUGGUAGAGGAGCAAGUGGAUUCAAAUAGAACAUCUGCACAGCAGCGAGCAGCCAAGUCAACAAACACUCCUAAUGAAGAGCCUGAGACACAAUGCAGAAUCCCUCCAAUGCAGCACAGUUCCAACAUUGAGACUGCACACUUGAGCAGGAGUGCAUACUCGGCGGCAGUGCUAACAUAGCUCCGGCAGCGAGAGAGAGAAGAGAGCCUCCCCUCUACCUGGAGAGGAAGCCAGGGACCGGGGCAGUCAUGGCAGCGAACAUGUACCGGGUUGGAGAUUAUGUUUAUUUUGAGAACUCGUCCAGUAACCCACUGCUGAUCAGGAGGAUAGAGGAGUUGAACAAGACAGCCAAUGGGAACGUGGAGGCCAAAGUGGUGUGUUUUUACCGACGCAGGGACAUCUCCGGCACACUCAUCGCCCUGGCAGACAAACAUGCAAGGGAGCUGGAAGAGGAGAUGGAGAAUCCAGAGAUGGCGGACCUCCCCGAGAAACACAAACACCAGCUCAGACACCGAGAGCUCUUCCUGUCCCGCCAACUGGAGUCUUUACCUGCCACACACAUCAGGGGGAAGUGCUGUGUGACUCUGCUGAACGAGACAGAAGCCCUGAAGUCUUACCUGGACAGAGAGGAUGCCUUCUUCUACUCGCUGGUGUAUGACCCUCAGCAGAAGACCCUGCUGGCUGAUAAGGGGGAGAUCCGCGUCGGGAACAAGUACCAGGCCGACAUCACCGACCUCCUGAAAGAAGGUGAGGAAGAUGGCAGAGACUUGGAGAAACUAGAGGAGAAGGUCUGGGACUAUACCAGCCUACUGACGGAGAAACAGAUCGACCAGUUCUUAGUAGUAGCUCGGUCGGUAGGAACCUUCGCCAGAGCGUUGGACUGCAGUAGUUCAGUCCGGCAGCCCAGCCUGCACAUGAGCGCAGCUGCAGCCUCCAGAGACAUCACCUUGUUUCACGCUAUGGACACCCUCCACGCCACGGGCUACGACAUGACCCGGGCCAUCUCAGCGCUGGUGCCUCAGGGAGGGCCCGUCCUCUGCAGGGAUGAGAUGGAGGAGUGGAGCGCCUCGGAAGCAAACCUGUUCGAGGAGGCGCUGGAGAAAUACGGCAAAGACUUCACCGACAUCCAGCAGGACUUUCUGCCCUGGAAGUCCCUGACGAGUAUUAUUGAGUAUUACUACAUGUGGAAGACCACAGACAGAUAUGUACAGCAGAAACGAUUAAAAGCAGCCGAGGCCGAGAGCAAGUUGAAGCAGGUCUACAUCCCUAACUACAACAAGCCCAACCCCAACCAGCUGAGCAACAAUUUAAAACCAGCUCUGGUCAAUGGAGUGGCGGUUGCAGGUGUACCAGGGGUGCAGGGGGUCCCGGGGGUCCCAGCGAUGCAAGGUGUCCCAGGGGUCCCAACGGUGCAAGGUGUCCUGGGUGUCCCAGGUUUGCCAGGGGUCCCAGGUUUGCCAGGGGUCCCAGGUUUGCCAGGUGUCCCAGGGGUCCCAGGAGUCCCAGGAGUCCCAGGGGUCCCAGGGGCUCCAGGCACAGCGCAGAUCCCCGCCCUCGGCAGAGCCUGUGAAAGCUGCUACACCAGCAGCUCCUACCAGUGGUACUCGUGGGGACCUCCCAACAUGCAGUGUCGUCUCUGUGCUUCCUGUUGGACUUACUGGAAGAAGUACGGCGGGCUGAAGAUGCCCACAAGACUGGAUGGAGAGAGACCUGGACCUAACCGCAGCAGCAUGAGCCCCCACGGCAUCCCCAUGCGUCACAGCGGCAGCCCCAAAUGUGCAGUGAAGACGCGACAAGCUUUCUACCUGCAGACCACCGGCCUGACGCAGAUGGCACGGCGCAUCUGCCAUGACAUCAUCAGGCCGCGGUUUCUGGCCAGGCACCCCUACCUCCCUGUCAACACAGCAGCCAUAAAGGCAGAGUGUGCCAUGCUGUUGCCAGAUGAGAAGAAAAAGCCUGCACCACUGAAACCUGUGGACCGUAAACCCCUGGAGUCAGUGGUGCGGUAUUUAGAAGCACAUCCCCGUCCAGCCAAACCAGACCCUCCGUUCCGUGGAGCGUCCAUCUCCACAGGCAGCCUGACGCCCAUUAAGGCCUCCCCCAUCCUCAACAACGGCUCCCCCACCAUCCUGGGCAAACGCAGCUACGAACAGCACAACGGACUCGAUGGCUCUAAAUCCAAAAUGCUGACUCCACAGUGGGACAUCAUGGCCAAGCGUCUGAGCGAGGGUCCGCGGCCCUCCGUCUCCCUGCAGGACGAGGUGCACGAGCUGGACUGAGAGCUCUGAGGGAGCGACGUCUGCUCGAACUCAGUGAGCAGAGGGCGAGGCGUUUCCUCUGAUCGCAGCGAGGCAGCUGAGCAGACGGCAGCGUCGAGUCGCUCUGCUGGAGACCGACGUAGACAUCAGACGUUUGGCUGCGGUCAUUCACAAGAUGAGCCUGACUGUACAGGACUGUGUUUAUUACUUACAAUUCUCGUUAUUACUGUCAUUGUAAUUAUUGUUAUUGUUAUUAUAAUUUUUUUUUUUACCAACUAUAACUCUGCUUAUUGUUUGUCGAUCAAACGAUGGAACUUGUGAAGUUUCAGGAAAAUGUGCUUGCAGAGCCCUGUGGAAAAGGGUGGAAGGACUGUAACAUAAGCCACACGCAUCUUCUAUGUUUGUCUUGGUUUCUUAACAAGUUAAAUUCAACAAGGAGGCCUACUUUUAAUUUCAGCGAGUUAACUCCUUGUCUUUUGUUUCAACAAAUUUGAAUGCUUUACGGGAAAUCUUCAGUUUUGUGAGCCGGCCCCGCUCUUCGGCCAGAGAGGUUUAACUUAUUGAGAAAGACUUGCUGUUUUUUCUACCUUUUUCACAAGUAAUGCAUCUAUGCUUAGAUAAUGUAAUUAAAAAAGAUAAUUGAUUUUCCCUCUUCUUUUGGUGUCUGUGCACAGAGGUGAAAAGUGUUUUCUUACUCACACACGUAUGCAAACAGGGUAUAUGCAAAGUGGAUUGCAAAUUGCUUUAUAUGUUUGAAUCUGAAAAAUGAUCAGUAUUAGGAACAAGAUUAAAUGCGAAAAUACA